GAAAGAGGUGGGGCUGCCACAGCUCCCUCCACCCUUCCUCCCACCUGAGUUCAGUUGCUGCUGCUGCUGCUGCUUUGCCAGUGGCAGAGUCGUCCCUGUGCACUGUAACCUUGGCAUCCUCGGAGCAUCCAGCAGCUGCCAGGCACUUGCAGCCCUCUCAUGAAUGUCUUUCUUUUUCUCCAAGUGGCUGACUUCUGUUUUUCAAGGCUACUGUUUUCCAUCUCCUCGCUUAAAUACUGUAUCUUCUCGAAGUAUGGGAUUUGUAUGGAAACGAUGGUGGUAUCUUCAGCUGGGCUGUAUAUUGAUAAUGAAUUUGGUUUAUGCCAAUCUAGAGUAUCAAAAAGAAACUCCUCCAAGUCUGCGUGAGAUUGACCAUCAGUGCUGGGAGGCAUCAUCCCAUGGGCUGGUGGAAAUGAAGAAACUCAAGGUAGCAGAUACAGUCAUUGCUCUCUGGGACUUCAUGAUGUUCCUAAAGGAAUCCCCUAAGCCCAAGCACAAUGAACUCUUCAAUGAUUUAGCCCAGAACUUCUGGGAUAUGUAUGUGGACUGUGUGCUCUCAAGAUCCCAUGGAAUGGGCAGAAGACAAUUAACAUCUCCCAAAUAUUCUUCCACAUACUCACACAGAACUUUAGAAGGGUCUGCUUUCACCAAUCCAUUUUAGGCCAAAAGGGGAGAAGAUGAAGAUACUUAAACAAGGCAACAUCAAAAUGAAGGAGCACAAAAUCACAAUAUAUAUUGUAGGUGUUUGGACAAAUUAUUUGGCAUAGUUCAAUCUCUUUUUAUUUCUUCUUUCUUUUUGUAUAAAGUACUAAAUCGCUCCUAAACUGAAAAGUACAUGAACCCCCAGACUGGCACUUUUGCUUUCCUGUCUUGCAGACUACCAAGCUUGCCUUUUCCUCACUGCAUGUGUGGAUGUGUUUGGAGUCAGCACCUCUGCUUUCCCAUGUAAACGUUAAAGUCUGGAUGU
Molecule: messenger RNA, 967 nt
Organism: Pseudopodoces humilis (Tibetan ground-tit)
Lineage: Eukaryota; Metazoa; Chordata; Aves; Passeriformes; Paridae
Gene: FAM237B
Product: family with sequence similarity 237 member B
Source: RefSeq, a predicted model, not a curated record